GUGUCUCAUCCUCCUCCUGCAUCAGUAGCGCUGCUGCUCAUCCUCCGGAUUCUUUCUUUCCCCUCUUCAUUAUUCUCAGACCUGCCUCUGUGCAUUUGAUCACGCGAGCUCAAUUAAGCUUCGUCUUCGGAUUUAUCUCCUUCCUUUGUGCAAACUGAGACGGAGAUGGCUGGAGGUAUUAUUCAACAGUUAUUGAGGAGAAAACUCCAGUCUCAAUCUACUUCCUCUUCCUUGGUAUCAUCCAUCAUCACGAAAAAAGAUGAUGCUGGCUCUACUGGCAGCAGGUCCUUGAGAGCACUUGCAUUAAUUGGAGCCAGCGUCUCAGGGUUUUUGAGUUUUGCUACAACAGCUUCAGCUGAUGAGGCUGAGCAUGGCCUGGAUUGUCCAAGCUAUCCAUGGCCUCACAAGGGCAUCCUCAGUUCAUAUGAUCAUGCUUCGAUACGUCGUGGUCAUCAAGUUUAUACACAAGUCUGUGCUUCCUGCCAUUCUAUGUCUUUGAUAUCAUACCGUGAUUUGGUUGGUGUUGCUUAUACAGAAGAAGAGGUAAAGGCUAUGGCAGCUGAGAUUGAAGUGGUUGAUGGCCCUAAUGAUGAGGGUGAGAUGUUUACACGCCCUGGUAAACUCAGCGAUCGCUUUCCUCAGCCAUAUGCAAAUGAAGCAGCUGCUAGGUUUGCUAAUGGUGGGGCUUAUCCUCCAGAUCUUAGUCUCAUAACCAAAGCCCGCCACAAUGGUCAAAAUUAUGUGUUUUCCCUUCUUACUGGUUAUCGUGAUCCUCCUGCUGGUGUUUCGAUUAGAGAGGGAUUACAUUAUAAUCCUUAUUUUCCUGGUGGAGCAAUUGCCAUGCCUAAAAUGCUUAAUGAUGGUGCUGUUGAAUAUGAAGAUGGUACUCCUGCCACAGAGUCCCAGAUGGGAAAAGAUGUCGUGACAUUCCUUGCUUGGGCUGCUGAACCUGAAAUGGAAGAGAGAAAACUGAUGGGUUUCAAAUGGAUUUUUGUACUGUCGUUGGCACUUCUUCAGGCCGCCUAUUUCCGUCGAUUGAGGUGGUCAGUUCUGAAGUCUCGCAAGCUGGUCCUUGAUGUUGUCAACUAGCUGGCCUCAACUUUCGUUUUCGCUUCAGAAGGGAUUUCUGUUGGCAAUAAUUUUGUCAGAUCAUUAUGUUGUCCCAUCAUGUGUUAUUCGUUAUGUUGUCCCAUCAUGUGUUAUUCGUUCAAUACAAUUAGAGGGUAAUGGAGCAUCCAGAACCGGAAGAGUGUUAGAUGUUUGUUGGACAGUAAUAAGCUGUGAAAACUUACAUGUUGCAAGACCCUACUCGAGUUUUUCUUUCCGCUUACCUCGUGUUACUCUGCUGGAGCAUCAACUCAGUUUGAUUCAUUCUCUAUAAUUAGCCUGAUAUGGCGGCAAGUGACGUCUAUUUUAAGGUAAAAGAAUGAUAUACAAUAGGGUUGAUGUGGCCUACAUGGAAACAAUGGUCCUUUCUCUGCCUCAACAUCAUGCGAAUCUCGUACUCUUGCAUUUUUCCUUGACCAUUAUUUAUACUCUAUUAUACUCUGUCAUCUCACGUAGUUUUUGGCUGUUGCAGCAUUUUUCUUGGUGCUUGAUGUUUGAACGCAAUGUGGGCCUAGUUUGCAACUCAAAAUUCUUUUCCUUACUUGAGCCGUUCUGUUACUUUUUUCAAACGUUAUGUGAGGGUACGCAAGAAUUUGUGUGAAUGUUGACAAAUAUAUAUAAUAUUAAAGGUUAAUAUUUUUCUGGUUUUAAAUAUAAGACCUACUUGUGGUAAAAUUACAAUUACAUUACAAAGUUUAGGAUUGGAAGAGUAUAA
Molecule: messenger RNA, 1822 nt
Organism: Neltuma alba
Lineage: Eukaryota; Viridiplantae; Streptophyta; Magnoliopsida; Fabales; Fabaceae
Product: cytochrome c1-2, heme protein, mitochondrial
Exons: 8
Coding region: 166-1089 (307 amino acids)
Biological process (GO): mitochondrial electron transport, ubiquinol to cytochrome c
Cellular component (GO): respiratory chain complex III
Molecular function (GO): heme binding; electron transfer activity
Source: RefSeq, a predicted model, not a curated record